AUGUUUUCUGGUCCUAAGCUGCGCAACGAUAAUGUAAAAUCAUAUAUCAAAUACAAAUUGGUGAUGUCCACAUUCCCUUAUCGGAACAAGCUAAGAGUCUUGGAGUUGUACUUGAUUGUGAACUCAGGUGAGUUGGCUUUCCAUUUUCCUGUGGGGAGAGACAAAGAACUAGCAGAAAUGAUUUCUGAUAUAAAAGCGUUUAUCAAAAAGCUUGAGUUUUGGGAACAAAGCUUAAUUGAUAGCGAUACCAGUCAUUUUCGUGUUCUUUCAGAAAAGAUAUCUCAAAGUCCAUUAGAACCAUAUGACAGUAAAUAUCAUGUAGAAAUAGUUUCUAACUUGAAGGAUAAAUUCAAAACUCGUUUCAAGGAUUUUAAUGAAAUUGCUAUAGUGGCGCAAUUUGUUGUUUCACCGAUCAGGGAAAUUGAUAUCCAACAGUUUGCAACUUCUGUUACGCAGAAUUUUAGCGAAGACAUCGCUGCGACAAAAAUGGAAAAAUCGUUCUGCUGCCAUGGCAUUAUAAAAUACAGAAAAAAUGCACUUACCUAUUUUGACAGUGAUAAACUGUUGAUGUCAACCAUAGAGACCCACCAAUGUGUGAUGUCGAUAGCAUAG
Molecule: messenger RNA, 612 nt
Organism: Acanthoscelides obtectus
Lineage: Eukaryota; Metazoa; Arthropoda; Insecta; Coleoptera; Chrysomelidae
Source: the annotation of a GenBank genome assembly